GGGAGCUUAGCCUAAGAUAUGAUAUUUUGAAGGAGUUCAUGCUUUUAGGGCCGUUUUACAUCCAAUUAUGCAGACAACACUCUGGUAUGAUAAUUACCAAGGUGCUGUGUAUCCUCUGGAUCUACAUGCCGCCCCGGCAAUCGGUCGUUUUAACAGGAAACCAACGCCUUCUCUGCUUGAAAUAUGCUCCAAGUUUAUUGUUAGAGACUCAAAUUUGACUUUGUACACAGUUCAUUGUGUUCCCAAAGACCUGCGUGUGUGUUUAAUGAAAGAGGCAUUGAAGGAGAACAGAGAUAGAUCCAUAGAGGUGUUGAUAUCCAGCUGGCACAUGGAAUCUUUGGUACUAAGGGACCUAACUCCAAAUAUUUUUACUUCGCUUCAACCUCUACAUGACACUUACUACCUGUCAGAUAUUGUAAGACAAGGACUACGAUAUACAACAUGCCUGGCUCACACAUUUCUGGAAUGUGUCAAAAAGAAAAUGCCCACAGAGUUACGUUUUCUUGACAUGUCUGGAUAUCCUACUGCUGAAGUCAUUCUAUACUACCUGGCCACACACUGCAUGCUGGCACACAAUGAGGCUCGUCAGACAGCAAUGGUGAAUAUGUACAACACAGCCAUCAAGUACCUCCCAACUAACAGGACCUCCAUGCAUGCAGAUAAUUCUCUUCCAGAGUCUGUUUUGGUGAUCAAACUUGAUGCCUUUGUUACCUCUGAUCAGACCCAUGCUGAAUUAUGUAAAGCUCUAAAAGUGUCUGGCUUUCCAGAAAGUAAACUGAGAUUAUGUAUCGAGAAAUUAGAUGCUACUUGUCUCGGAGAACCAAAAAUUACAAUACUGCUGAAACAAAUAGAUAAAAGGGCUUUGAAAGGUAUCAGACUCAAGUACAACUCACUGACUUGUGAUGAAUUUGUGAAAAUGGAACCAGAAUUAAGAACUUUUCAAAAUCUUACAGCAUUGGACCUCUCAUGUAACACAAUCCACCUUUAUCAAAAUGACACAGUAUGUGAAAGAAUGUCGGAAACCUUGGCAUCACUUCCACAGCUGACUAGAAUAGAUCUAAGUAAUAACCGAAUCAAGAACAGACUUCGACAUAUACUUCAAAAUAUGAACCAAUCACUAAGGUACUUAAGGUUAAGUGGGUGUGGCUUAACAAAUUUAGACUUGACCUAUUUGGCCCAUUCCCAUCAUGCCUCAGGACUUCAGGAACUGGAUAUCAGCGAGAACACGUUAUCAGCCUGUGCCCGGAGUUUAGGACAACUUUUUUCUUCUGCCGGUUCUAAUCUGUGUGUAUUUGAAGCAGAGGACACAAAACUUAAUGAUGAAAUUUGGGUGACACUUGCACAUCAUUUAUUGAAUCUGAAGAAAUUGUUGUACAUGAAUAUUGCUGAAAAUAAUUUCGGUGCUAUGACUUUGAAAAAUUUCAUUCAUGUGUUUGCUUCUCUGCCAGAAGUGACAACUGUGCGUAUCCCGUACUGUAGAGAGUGUUAUCAUUUGGAUGAAGCGACCACAGAUGACCAAAUCAGCAUGAGAAAAAUGCAGUUUAUUGUUGACCUUCAUGGUGCAGCUGACCAGGUCAGAGGUCAACAGAAGGACAGAUUAAAAAUAGUUGCAAAUGACCUUUCAAGAAUCGAUAUGGAACAUAUAUGAAAAUGAUUCCCAUCAUGCUCAUUGAAAGACGUUGUGAUUUGAAUUAAAUUAUUUAUUCAAUGUGAAGCCUGAAGGUACAAAGAUUCUCAUUAUGGUUUAUAUGUUUAAUAUGUAUAGAUA
Messenger RNA from Saccostrea cuccullata (small rock oyster), 1768 nucleotides. RefSeq lists its product as uncharacterized. The record is from RefSeq and is a predicted model, not a curated record. Gene Ontology annotation, molecular function: protein binding. The transcript has 5 exons. Bases 68 to 1648 code for a protein of 526 amino acids. Gene Ontology annotation, cellular component: cytoplasm. NCBI's taxonomy places the organism in Eukaryota, Metazoa, Mollusca, Bivalvia, Ostreida, Ostreidae.